CACGCCAACGGCUAUUUGCAUGAAGUAUUUUCUAGCUGCAGUUUCGACUCGUCUGCAGAACGAGUCUCUCCGAGGGGAAAGCGAGGGAAGAGGCGCAGAGAACAUAGGAGGAGGAGGGGGGCUCUUGUGUUUCACAUCAGAGGAGCAGCAGGAAGAAAAAAAAAACGGCCCGAAAGAGAGGAUAAGGUGUCGGAUAGCAACAACAACAAAAAGCAGAGGGAAAAAAAACACAACAGCCGCUGUUCUUGUAUCGGAAAAUGGAGCUACCCGCCGCGGGAGAGCACGUCUUUGCGGUGGAGAGCAUCGAGAAGAAGCGCAGCAGAAAGGGGAGGUUUGAGUACUUGGUCAAGUGGCGAGGAUGGUCCCCAAAAUACAACACGUGGGAACCAGAGGAAAACAUCCUGGACCCAAGACUGCUUGAUGCUUUCCAAGACAGGGAACGCCAGGAGCAGCUGAUGGGAUAUCGCAAGAGAGGACCCAAGCCCAAGCACCUCCUGGUUCAGGUUCCUUCUUUCGCCCGGAGAUCCAGUAUUCUGGCGGACCUUCAUGAGGCGUCCCUGGACGAGGACAGCUGUCAGAAGCCCAGCCCCAUCCAGAUGCUGCGCCCCCAGGGCCAGCAGUACCAGCUGAACAGCAAGAAGCACCACCCGUACCAGCCGCUGUGCAGGGAGCGCGAGGCCGAGCAGCAGGCCAACAGCAAGAAGUUCUACUUUCAGCUCAACAGCAAGAAGCACCACCACUACCAGCCGGACCUCAAGGGCCACGAGCCCAUAUUCGCCAAACCCCGAGAGGUAAAAGCUUCCGAGCUGGCUAACAAGGGCUACAACCUUCCCCCGGUGCUGCAGCAAAAGUGGGUCAGGGACAAGGACUCAGGCUGCCUGACAAAAGUCAAGGAUAUCACCAUGGAGCUGAAGAAGCUUCCAGCAGACCUCAAUGGCCACAAAGAACCGGAGACGGCCAGACCUAAAGAGGACGCUUUGGCGCAGUCUAACGGUGUCAGCAACGGGAAGCUAAAGAUCGUGAAGAACAAAAACAAGAACGGGCGGAUUGUUAUCGUCAUGAGCAAGUACAUGGAAAACGGAAUGAAAGGGGCCAAGGUUAAAAACGGCGAUUCUGAAACUAGCGAAAAGCCGUCGCAAGGAACGGACACCAGCGCGGAGAACCACCUCGAGAAGAUGAAGCUCGUCAAGAAGCUCGGCCUCAUGAAUGGAUUUUCCAAAAGCCCCAAAGACAAACCAAGGGUUCCCAGUUGUGGAUUAAACGGACCCUGCCCCAGAGCCCCGGAGCCAACUGUGACGGAACAGGAUAAACAUGUCGGGGUCAGGGGUCAGGGGCAGCUUUCAGCCGAUCAGCCUUUACAAUUGACAACCGAGCCUAAUCUGUUCGCCCUGCCUUCGGAUAAGGGAGUUGCCCCCCCACUGGACAAAAGAGGAAGCCAAGGUGGAUUCCACGGAGUGAAGCGACACCUCUUUGACACAGACAGCGAGGAGUAUGGGAGUAGUAAGAGGUUUGUGACUUCCAGGAGUAUCGACGCUCCUAACACGGUGUCCUCACCCUCCCAAAGCAUCAGCAUGGACCAAAACGGACACCAGAGUCCCAUCGGACUGCAGGACUGCGGGUAUGCAGACCAGGAGGAGCCGAUUGACUUGAGCAUUGUCAAGUCCAGGCCUAAAACUACCCAGCCUGAAACACACCCACAGGCUCCGACUGUAACACAAGCUACAACACAUACACAGGAUGAAACAGACACACAAACACAAACAGAGGCACAGCCCUGGACUGAAACACAAAAAACUACAGAGGAGGAGAACGUCACUCCUUUGUCUGUCUCUGACCAGGACAAGAGGAAAGAGGAGACAUUUCCCUCUUUCCAGCCUUUCCUUGGGAAUAUAGUGAUCACAGACAUUACUACAAACUGCCUCACGGUCACGUUUAAGGAAUACAUCAAAGUGUAACUCAACUGGGUACCAACUGUAUACAUGUAUAUAAGAGAUAUUUGUAUUUUCAGAUGUUUGAAUGUACAAUUGGCCCCUUGAUGUUUUCAUUUUUGCAUAGUUCAGAUAAAAAAAAAAAUCUUUUAUUGCGUUAUUUGCAUAUUUCUUCUUCUAAGCUCUUUGUUGUAAAUGCUGGAGCUUUUGUCACAUGCAGUAUCUAAUUUCAGCUGUUUUGAACAUAGUUUAAAAAGCCAAAUUAGGUAAAUGUCUAAACUUUGAUUAAAGACGCACUUAACUUGUAAAUACUCAAUAAUUUGAUUAUACACUCAACUGUCUGCAUCUCAUAAGGUUAAACAAAUGUAGGCUGUAUGGGCAAUUUUGGAAGGAAGAAAAACUGUAUUAAAACAUGGUAAUUUACACUGUGUGUGUGAGAGUGUGUGUGUGUGUGUGUCUGUGUGAACAGAUGGACAGAUUUAAACAAGGAUGCAUGCUGCUUGGACAGAUUAUGCUAUUAGGCAUGCUUAAACAAGCAGAUAAAGUAAAAUGAAGCGCCUUUAUGUGGAUAAAUGGGAUUUUCAUUGUUAAAAAGGAAAAUGAAAGCGUAUUAAUGGUUAAUGUUUGAUUCAUGCUCCUUUUUUUUAAUUUGAUCUCCGUUCAAAGGGAAAGUGUUUUUUUGCGUCAUGCAUCUCGAGAUCCGACACUGAGCACAAGUCCCUUCCAUUAAGACGGCAGAUAUACAACUCUGUGAUUCUAUUUAUUGUAUGUUUUCUAGCAGUGCAGUAACUAAAACUGGCUCUUUUUUUCCCACUUGACGUAUAUCAGUCACCAAUCUCUGUUAACACUGCCUGUCUAGCUGUGUAAUCCAAUAGAUUAGUACCACCAGCUGCGUGCUCCAUGAUUCACUUUUUAAUGUUUCCGUUCUCUGCCUCCCUGACAUGUUCGAGGCUAUACACAGUUAUGUAUGGGAUUGAAUGGAUUGUGUUUGUCAUAUUUUGAGUGACUUUUGCAACAUCGCAGUAAUUUAAAAGUAUGUAAAAGCACACAUUCUAGUCAUAAUCAGAUCUGUUCCCUUGUGUCAUACACCCCCUCUGUCCUUUUAUUUCCGCGAUCCCUUCCAGCACUGUAUGGUCUGAGGUGCAUUGAACUGCUCUGUGAGAACGAUGAUCAGAUGCACUUUUGAUGUUUUUGUGUGCAGACUCAAUAAAUUGAAAGCUUCCUAUGAUACAUUUUGCAAUAAUAAAAUUGUUUGCAAGUGA
Molecule: messenger RNA, 3190 nt
Organism: Etheostoma spectabile (orangethroat darter)
Lineage: Eukaryota; Metazoa; Chordata; Actinopteri; Perciformes; Percidae
Product: E3 SUMO-protein ligase CBX4
Exons: 5
Coding region: 258-1955 (565 amino acids)
Biological process (GO): negative regulation of transcription by RNA polymerase II; protein sumoylation
Cellular component (GO): PRC1 complex
Molecular function (GO): SUMO ligase activity; SUMO binding
Source: RefSeq, a predicted model, not a curated record